Molecule: messenger RNA, 3117 nt
Organism: Schistocerca piceifrons (Central American locust)
Lineage: Eukaryota; Metazoa; Arthropoda; Insecta; Orthoptera; Acrididae
Product: DNA repair protein RAD50-like
Exons: 1
Coding region: 1-3117 (1038 amino acids)
Biological process (GO): chromosome organization involved in meiotic cell cycle; double-strand break repair; telomere maintenance via telomerase
Cellular component (GO): Mre11 complex; nucleus; condensed nuclear chromosome
Molecular function (GO): single-stranded telomeric DNA binding; double-stranded telomeric DNA binding; ATP hydrolysis activity
Source: RefSeq, a predicted model, not a curated record
AUGAAAAUACUAGAAUCGCAACAAUCAGAUUUAAAGAAGAAUAUUAAGGAAGUGCUUGAGUGGAAAACUUUAGAAGAAAUAACUGAUUUAAUCAACAGUUUUAAAACUGAAGCAAGGAACUGGCAGGAGCACUUGAAAUCUAUGGAGAUUGAACUUCAGCAGAUAUCUAGGGAUGAGGAGCGAGUAUUGGAAGAAACAAGCCAAGAGCAGAUGACUCUUGGAAAACUUCAGAAAGAGGAAGAAGAUCAUAAUACUCGAAUAGAUGCACGCAAUAAGAAUCUACAGAGAUUGGCAGAAACAUUUCAAAUAAGAGUAAAAGAAGAUACAUUUUCUUCAGAAGUUCUUGUCUCAAAUUUAAUGCAUCAAGUCGACGAUAAAAUAAGAGAGUCAAAGGUACAGUUUGAGCAGUUACGGAACAGGUUUCAAAGAGAAGAGCAGGAACUCCAAAGUAAAAUAGACAUUGCUAGAGACACUAAAGCAAAGCUAGAGCAGGAAAUCACCUCAAAAAAACGACAAGCAGAAGAUAAUAAAGCUGAAGAAUGGAGUGUCAAAACAGAAAUUGAAGAUAUAGAGAAAUCUGGUGAAGAACUUGUCAAAUUAGGAAGAGAACUGGAGCAAGCAAAAACUAACUGGGAAACUGCUUGUCAAGAACUUGAUGAAGAACAGCUGAAAAAAGAAAUUAGAGAUCAGCACCAAGAGAGCAACAGGCUGGAUGAUAAGCUAGUUAUUGUGGAUAAAGAAGUUCAGACAUUGCAGCUGUUGAGUAGUGAGCAGGCACAGCUUGAUAUCCAGAACAAACUGAAGGCAUCUAAGGAGUCCGAACUCAAAAAACUAAAGAACAAACACAAUGAAGCACUGCGCCACCUUUUGUUUACAGUGCCACAACAAAAUUUGAAACAUGACUUGGAUGCUUGCAUGCUUCAACUGACUCGUCAGAUCAACAACAUCAAUGAGAAGAUAAAUAGUAAGCAGAAUGAGGCGGCUGCACUUGAAGUGAAACGAGCCCAUCACAAGGAGCAGUUGGAUUUGAAAGAAAGAGAGCUGCGAAAAUUUGAAGAAGAAAUAUAUGAUUUGUGUGGCAGGCAAGAUUUUGAUGAGUACAUACAAAGUGUUUCUGAUAGAAUACAAGAACUGCAGGACCAAAAAGGAACGCUCAGUGCUUCGGAAUACAUGUUCCGUCGCUACAUUCAGAAACUGGAACAGGAAGAUCCUUGCUGUCCAUUGUGUCAUAGGGAGUUUGAAGCCGCUUCUGAAGCUGCUGAACUUGCAUAUGAACUGAGUAAUAAAGUCAGUGAAGUCCCAGCACGCCUUCAGGACAAUAAGAAAGAACUAGAAAAUAAGCUAAAGGAAUAUGAUAAACUUUUGCAAAUGAAACCUGCUUAUGAAAGAACUGAUAUCAUGCGCACCAAGGAGAUACCAGAAAUGAAAGAGUCACUUCAUCAAACAGAAGAGGCUUUAGAUGCAGCUCGGAAACAGAUUAAAGAUUUGAAGGAGCAGUUACUGGGUCCAAAAGCAAAGGAGCAGAUGGCAAAGGAUAUCCAAGGAGAUGUAGUCCGCAUUGAUCAGUUGCAGACAGAACUGCGCCGCAUAGACAAAGAAAUUCAGGAGCUGCAGUCUAAGAUGCCCACAGGAUCGUCACGCUCCAUGGAGGAAGCCCUGGCAGAGCAGGAGGAGCUUCGAGCACAAGUCAGUGCUAUUCAGCGUGCACUCCACAUGAAGCAGGAGUCACUGAGAAGGCAUUCAGAGAGAGUCAACCAGCUGAGGGAGCGCAAAAAUGUACUUAUGGAAAAGAAAUUGAAGCUCGAAAGUGGACAGCAGAAACGUCGACAACUGGAGGAACGUUUGCAGGAGUUGCAAAGUAUGCAUGUGAUGAUACAGUCAGAAAUUGAGGUGCUCGAGACCCGACUUCAAGAAGCUAGAGAGACACUUGAUUCUGCAGUGCAGUCAAAAAAUAUUAGAGUUACAGAAAAUCGAAAAAAUGUAGAUCAGGGACAAAAUAAGAUUGUUGAGCAAGGAAGGAAACAUGAUGAAAUUUGUAAUUGGCAUAAUAGCAUUCAACGGUAUGAACAGAGCGGCAUGAAAGAGAAACUUACGUCAGUUCAAGAAAGAUUGAUAGAACUGGACUCUAAAAAGGAGACCCUUGCAGAUAAAAACAGAAGAACGUGUGAAAACAUUGAUAAGCUUAAAGAAAAAAUUUCAAAUCAGCAGCUGAAAGCAAGAGAACUUGAAGAUAACAAAAUAUUGAAGGAGAAACAGGUAGAAGCUGAAGAACUGAAGAGUGUAAUAGAUAAAGUAAAACAGCGCCUUGGUAAGUUCCAAGUGAAAACCAUUGAAGAAGAGAAAAGUCGUCUCUGCAGAGAAAUUUCAGCUGUCAAAGAGGAGAAAUCAAUUUCAGAAGGACGAUUUAAGGAAUUAAGAGAUAGUGUGAAUACUCUGCGACGAGAUCUAAAUAAGGACAUAUAUAAAAAUGCAGAAAAAAAAUACAAUGAUCUGCAGCGACGAAUUAAGGUAAACCAGCUAGCAUCAGCUGAUCUGAACAAAUACUUUGUCGCUUUGGAUUGGUCACUCAUUUACUUUCAUCAGGAGCGCAUGAGGAAGAUUAAUACGAUUAUAAGAGAACUGUGGCGAAAAAUCUAUCGUGGGAAUGAUAUUGAUUAUAUAGAAAUUAAAACAGAUGCUCCUGAAACCACGAGUGCAGACAAGAAGCGAACAUUCAACUAUCGGGUUGUUCAGGUGAAGAAUGAUGUUGAGAUUGAUAUGAAGGGACGCUGCAGUGCUGGGCAGAAGGUUCUAGCGUCGCUUGUUAUCCGAAUUGCUUUGGCAGAAAUUCUAAGUAUUAAUUGUGGAAUCUUAGCUCUGGAUGAACCAACCACAAAUUUGGAUAGGGAGAACAUAGACAGUCUUGGAGAAACUCUCACAGACCUUAUAAAUUUAAGGAGGGAGAACAAGAAUUUUCAGCUCAUACUGAUAACACACGAUGAAGACUUCUUGGAUCGUUUGAUGAAUGUUGAAAAACUGAAGUACUAUUACAGGGUCACAAGAAAUGCAAAGGGAAACUCGGUCAUUGAAAAGUAUCGUUUUGAAGAAAGGAGCACCCAACAUAGAAACUUUAACUAA